This is a messenger RNA of Quercus robur (English oak), 1260 nucleotides long. Its product is annotated as protein RGF1 INDUCIBLE TRANSCRIPTION FACTOR 1. The transcript is spliced from 4 exons. The record is from RefSeq and is a predicted model, not a curated record. Bases 388 to 1005 code for a protein of 205 amino acids. Lineage: Eukaryota; Viridiplantae; Streptophyta; Magnoliopsida; Fagales; Fagaceae.
ACACGCCAUCAAGAUUUGGUUUUCACUUUUCAUAAAAAGGCUUCCCCGCCCAAACGCAACCUAACCAAAACCUUGUUUUGCCGACCUUUUGCAGUUGUACCUUUCGAAGAGACACAAGGAAAGAACCAAAAAGUUAAUCCUAACUCCCAAACAGCCCCCGGACGCUCUCCCAAUCCAACGAUCCACAAUCCACCUAACCUACCAUUUUUUUUUAUCUCAACCGUCACAGCACCUUGUUUUAAUACAUAUAUUUCUUUAUAUGCUCUUUGUCCUUUUCUUAAUCCAUUGUUUUGUUGAUGAAUCUUAUGUUACUCUUCCAGGUUCCUUAAACUAUCUCUCUCUCUCUCUCUCUCUCUCCCUUUUCCGUGAAAGUAAUCAACCUUGAUAAUGGAGGCAAUGUUGGUGCCAUCAUGGCUUGAAUCCUUGUUAUCUUCAGAUUUCUUCUCUGUUUGCUCCUCACACAAGGAUUCCCCACGUAGCGAAUGCAACAUGUUUUGCCUUGAUUGCCAGGAUGAUGCAUUUUGCUUCUACUGCCGAUCAACACGGCACAAAGAUCACCCAGUAAUUCAAAUUAGGCGAUCAUCAUAUCAUGAUGUUGUUCGGGUCACUGAGAUUGAGAAGGUUUUGGACAUUAGUGGAGUUCAGACUUAUGUGAUAAACAGUGCUAGAGUUCUCUUCCUCAAUGAGAGACCUCAGCCUAAGACUACUGGUAAGGCAAGCAGUCAUUUGUGCGAAAUAUGUAGGAGAAGUCUCUUGGACCCAUUUCGCUUUUGUUCAUUGGGAUGUAAGCUUGUAGGAAUUAAAAGAAAUGGGGAUGCAAGCUUUAUCUUAAGCACCAAGAAUGAUGAAAUCACGGAAAGAAUGCCAAGAAGAUUGGCAGCAAAGGCAGAAGAAGAAUUGCGUGAAGGGAUCCAACAAGAAAUGUACCAAAGCAUGCCUCCUCCAUCUCAUUCCAAUUCAAGAAGAAGAAAGGGUAUCCCUCAAAGGGCACCUUUAGGGCCUUAAGAACUUGCACAUCCAGCUCAUUCUCCACAUGUCCCAUGUGGGAUUAUUGUCCUAAAACCAAAGGGUAACCUGUCCUAAUGGGGGGUUUUAAUCAAAAGGUUAGGCUUAGGUUGCUUUUAAGGAUGGGCAUGGGCUGGCUUUGGAAACAAUUUAAUGUUGCAUUAAUAUUUGAAACAUGCAAAGGUGUAAAUGUUAUCUACACAUACAUGAACGGUUUUAUAUAAAGAAAGUAAGAAACAACAGCUUAACUCCUUU